Molecule: messenger RNA, 905 nt
Organism: Saprolegnia parasitica CBS 223.65
Lineage: Eukaryota; Oomycota; Saprolegniomycetes; Saprolegniales; Saprolegniaceae
Exons: 1
Coding region: 16-867 (283 amino acids)
Source: RefSeq, a predicted model, not a curated record
GCGCACUUUAGAUACAUGCGCGAGACGGUUGGAAUCAGCACCUUGCCGCGCCCAGGCGUCAACCCGUACGCCAAGGUGCUCUCGCGGGUGCGCCGACGCAGCGUCGACGAGCUGCGCCCAAACCACCGUAUGCAGCGCUGUGAGAGUGCGCCGCUGCCGCCUGCGCACUCGACUCUAGGACUACCGGUCGUGCGCCGCGCCGUCUCGGACCCGAUGAUGCUCUCUAUUGUGCCGCGACCACUCCCGCCGGCGCCGAGCCGGUCGCUCUGCCCGGGGGAUACCAUCCACCUCCUCUUCCGCUGGUCCAACACCCACAUGCAGGUCUCUGGCAGCCUCGUCUACAGCCCACGCGCCAACUUUUGGUCGGCGGGUCGCGUCGACUGCUUUCCGUUCGACAGCUCGAUGCUCGGCGUCGAACACAAGCUCAAGCUCCAUGCGCUCUCGUCGGCGGUCGGCGUCUGCGACGGCGACGAAGUUGUCUUCACACGCAGCGACGGCACGUACCUCGCAGUGGGCCGCCAUGGUCGUCUCUGCUUUCGCAGGCCCACGCCUGGACAGCUCGUGUUUCCGAGGCAGGCGCGGUUUUCGAUCUCGUGCACCGAAGUGGGCGGCGUCUUGGCCAAGAGCUUUUACCUCCGGUCGGUCGUGACGCAUCAGCUGGUCGGGUACGAAGCCCAGCCCAAGCGCCACGCGGCGUCCCAGUUUGUACGCCCGGUGGGCCGCCUCGUGCUCUACGACGAGCAACGCGAGCACACGCGGAGUCUUCCCGUUGUCUUCUUCAAGCGCAGCCACACCUCACUGCGCGAGAGCGAAUUCAUCCAUCGCCAAACAAGCGGGCUAGUCCGCGUCUCUGAAUAUUACAUUUAAAUCCACUAAAUUAGAGCCAUUUAUUCGUGUCUGCCCAA